AUCCCUCCGACGGAGAAAUGUGACCAAUCGAAGGAGAAGUUUCGCUGCUAGUUUACUCUUCAACUUUGUGUUUGGAUAAAACUAUUACAAAAUAUGCUCAAUGUCAAAUUAACGUCGUCUAAAAGCAGCUCGUCAAAAAUGAACGUUACUCUUGUGUCGUUGAUGUCUGCGGUGUGUUUACUGUCAGCGGCGGCAGCAGGUGAGGUGUUGAAUAUUCCAGGAGGAACGAUGUUAAUGGGAACCAGUGCAGCUGAUGCGAGGGACGGAGAGGCUCCCACCAGGGAGGUUGAGCUGCAGCCCUUUGAAAUGGACACACAUCCGGUCACAAAUGCCGAUUUCAGAGACUUUGUGAGAGCGCAGAAGUACAAAACUGAAGCCGAGACGUUUGGUUGGAGCUUCGUGUUUCAGGACUUUGUUUCAGAAAAGCUGAAGAAAAAAGUCACUCAGAGGAUUGAGUCAGCUCCUUGGUGGUUGCCCAUAGAACGAGCAUUUUGGAGGCAGCCUGCAGGACCCGAGUCGGGCAUUCGAGAGCGCCUGAGCUUCCCCGUGGUUCACGUGAGCUGGAAUGAUGCUCAGGCCUUCUGCCGGUGGAAGGGCAAGAGACUGCCUACUGAGGAGGAGUGGGAGUGGGCGGGGCGAGGGGGGCUGCAAGGUCGGACUUAUCCGUGGGGAAACAAGUUCCAGGGCACCAGAACCAACCUGUGGCAGGGGUCGUUCCCAGAUGGAGACACUGCAGAGGACGGAUACCACGGCGUCUCUCCUGUCACAGCAUUUCCUUCUCAGAACAGUUAUGGGCUGCAUGAUAUGAUGGGAAACACGUGGGAAUGGACGUCCACUUCCUUUCCAUCAGCACAACCAAUGUACGUGCUGCGUGGCGGUUCCUGGAUCGACACCGUGGAUGGUUCAGCCAAUCACAAAGCACGAACCACAACCAGGAUGGGCAACACUCCUGACUCCGCCUCCGACAACAUGGGCUUCAGAUGUGCUGCCAGCAACGGACACAAACAAGGGAAGAAACCAGUCAAAACUGAACUCUAGCAACUCACAGGAAGUCCAAAACAAUAAUACAAGGACAAGAAUGUUCAGAGGAGCAAAGUAGAGAAUAAGGGAAAUAAAUCCAGGGACAGAGUAAGUAUCAAUGACUAACUUUGGAUUUGAAUGGAUGACAGGAGGAAACAAACGGCAUUUCUCCACAACUUUUUUUUUAAUGAAUUACAAGAAUAAACACUUUAUACCGAACAUUCAAGAAAGACACAUUUUUGCAUAGACUGAAGAGACUUCUCAUUGCAUAAUGUCACUGGAUGUAAGAAGAGCCUCUGACUGUUGUGGCCUCUCUUCCUGACGCACUCUUUGUUGAUCCUUUGAUGUGACUGGACUAUAAAUCAGUCUGUUUAUUCACGGCCGCCCAUAAUCCCGUCUUUGUCUUUCUGUUUACUUUCUCAUCAUGAAAACCCCGCUAAGCGGAACCUUUGGACUCAUUCUGUCACGCAGCAAAAAAUAAAAGUUUUUUUCAUCUAAACUCCA
Pseudoliparis swirei is the source of this 1524-nucleotide messenger RNA. It is a transcript of the gene sumf2, whose product is annotated as sulfatase modifying factor 2. The record is from RefSeq and is a predicted model, not a curated record. The coding region runs from base 94 to 1038 and encodes 314 amino acids. Gene Ontology annotation, cellular component: endoplasmic reticulum. NCBI's taxonomy places the organism in Eukaryota, Metazoa, Chordata, Actinopteri, Perciformes, Liparidae. The transcript has 9 exons.